AUGGCAACGCUGCUACGAGAUCCGAGAGUGAUAGAGUAUGACGUUCUCGCUAUUCAGGAACCGUGGAAGAAUCCCUUCAUGUCAACAACACACCAUCUCGUCAAGGACAUCUUCCACCUCUGCUAUCCAGAAAUCAACAAAGAGGAUGGCCCG
Molecule: messenger RNA, 153 nt
Organism: Verruconis gallopava
Lineage: Eukaryota; Fungi; Ascomycota; Dothideomycetes; Venturiales; Sympoventuriaceae
Exons: 1
Source: RefSeq, a predicted model, not a curated record